UCCUUCUGCCCUUCCAUUCCUCCUCCCAUCUCCUACCACCCCGUUGUGAUCAAAAUGCAACUCCCGUCGCUCUGAGAACUCACCUCCAUCGCGGUUCGAGUGGCACGCGUCCCUCAAACCCCGUUCUGUCUGACUGACUGGGUUAAAUGAAGAUACUUUAAGGGAGCUUGUGUCAGCGGAGAUGUUGGCAGGUGCGUUGGUUCUGGGCAUCAUCCUUACAGCUUUACCAAGUAUCGAGAGCAGGUGGAGUGUGUCAUUUUCCAGGAAGGAGAUCUGUGUGUGGGCAGGAACAACCGUCACUCUUCCCUGUCGUUAUGACUACCCAUCAGGCCACACUGUGAAGCGGGUCAUGUGGUUCCGUGUGUCUGCAGAAGGUCGCAGGGAGUUCACUCACCACACUGACCCCAACGAGAUCAGCCUGUCAUACCGCGGACGCACUCGCUACAUCGGGGGCAGCUACUCCAGCUGUUCAGUCCAGAUCCGUGUUGUCAAGCUGAGCGAUGCAGGCCAGUACCACUUCAGGUUUGAAACGGACCAACCGCUGGGGAGAUGGACCUCCUCUGACACCAUCACUCUCGAUGUAACAGACCUCCAGGUCCGGGUGCAUCCAGCAAGGCCCGCCAACAUGUUUGGCUUGGGAGAGACUGUGUUUGUAGGCUGCCAGGCCAGAGGAUGUGCUGCUCCAGGAAGAAGCCUGGCACUGUACAGAAACGGACUGAACCUCGGCUCCUAUGAGACAUGGAUGACUAUCAACCGCUUUGACCAGCAGCGCGCUGGCGCGUACACCUGUCGACCAAUCCCGCCCCAGAACGUGCAGUCGCCAUCCCUCCCGCUGGCUCUGGGAUACGGUCCACGCUCAACCUCCAUAGCAGUCUUUCCAGUAGGGGAGGUGUCAGAGGGGGAGUCAGUCACCCUCACCUGCAGUAGUGACGCAGCUCCACCGGUGGAAAGCUUCGCAUGGUUCAAAGACAUGGAGAGUGGCAGCAUCCCAGACAGUUUUAGGCCUCAGCUCCGCCUGUCCCACCUCAUAUACACGGACAGAGGAGAGUACUUCUGUGUAGCACGCAACUCACUGGGCACAGACCGCUCCAAUCCGCUGCUACUCAAUGUCACCUAUUCUCCAAAAAACACGCGUGUGCUGGUGAGCCCUCCAUCUGACAUCAGAGAAGGCUCAUCCGUUAACCUGAGCUGUGUCAGCCACGCCCACCCUCCUGCCAGCAGGUAUGCUUGGUUCCGUAUCCUAGGUGACCAGGUGUUGGCUAAAGGAAGCUCCCAGAACCUGACCUUCCCAUCAGUGCGUGCUCACCUUGCUGGUCAGUACUACUGUACAGCCUGGAACCGCUUUGGAUACCAAGCCUCCCCUGUUGCUACACUCACUAUACUUUACCCUCCUAAGAACACCUCAGUUCUAGCUCGUCCCUCCAGUGUGGUGGAUGCUGGCCGACCUUUGACCCUGACCUGCAGCAGUCAAGCCAACCCUGCAGUGGACAACUUCACAUGGCACCGCUUAGCUCUGGACGGGGGCAGUGUACAAUCGUGGGGCACCAAGUCUGGUCCUGUCUUCACCUUCUCAGAGGUCGGCCCCAGAGAAAGCGGCCAGUACUACUGCGAGGCCAGGAAUCGAAUCGGAGCCCACAGCUCUCCUGUCCUCACUGUGAGAGUCAGAGGCCGUCUUAAGGUCAUUGCCUUGGCGUCAGCAGUAGGCGUGUCUGCUGGACUCAUCACUCUCACAGUGGCCAUUAUGAUCAGUAAGAACAUGCACAGAGUUGACAUGGAUUCAGGAGAAGUAGCAAACAAGCGUCCCUCAGUGACAGCUGACACCAUGUUCUAUGAGUCAGCCCAACAGACCUUUCCAGUGAGAAAGGGCAAGAUGUCCGACAUACCGGAGGAGCCAGACGACUUGAGUGACAGCGGCCACCCGGCCAUCGUUCCGCUGAAGGAUGCUCCACCAAUCACAGAAGUUGAAACUCACAGCCCCGCCCCUAACUACAUCACUGUCCACUAUUCCAAGUUGUCCAGUGUGGACCAGGUGCAGGUCCACAAUCUGCCAGUGGGUGGUGAUAAAAAGCCGAAGGAUUCCUCCAAAGUUGUUUACACUUUACUGCACCAGCGUCUCCACUUUCUAACAAUGGAACAUUUUAUUCUGAUUAUUCUGGUAAUAAUAUCGCCAGGCGUGUGGAGUGGAGACUGGAGGGUGACCGUCGAAGAUGAGUGUGCUGUAAAAGGGACGUCAGUAGUUAUUAAGUGCGAGUAUGACUAUCCUUUUGGUCAUAUUGUCACUUCAACCAGCUGGUCUAAAGCCCUGUAUGUAGAUGGAGAUUGGAAGCUGUUUCUCCUUUCACAAAUCCCAUCACCCCCAAACCACUUUCAAUAUGUGGGCAACCAGUGGAGUGACUGCAAACUGAAGAUCAAUGAUGUACAACACAGUGAUGAAGGCGCAUACUUUUUUAAUUUUUUGACAACGCUCAACAGAUGGAGAAGUAAAACAUUUGCUCGCUUGUCCGUAAAAGAGUUGACUGCUGUCGUACAGCCGAGCACUGUGACAGAGGGAGACGUUGUCACGUUGACAUGUGUGUCAGGUUGUCUCACACCUGUAAACAUUGUCUGGUUCAAAGAUGGACAACGUGUACCAAAUCCUGUCUUCCAGGCCGGGAGAGAGGAUGCUGGGAGGUACCACUGUGCCGUCCUGGGACAGGAGACGGCCAGAUCUGCCUCUGUGGCUCUGAGUGUUCAAUAUGCUCCCAGGAAAGUCAAGUUGUCAAUGAAUCGAUCAGUAGUCAAAGGAAGUUUGGUGACUUUCACCUGCAGCAGUGAGGCCAACCCACCUGUGACGCUAAGUGGAUACAGCCUGUAUAAAGACGGACACUUCAUCAGUUCAGGACAGAAUCACACCAUCUCUGACGUCCAGCCCAGCCACGGGGGGCUGUACUACUGUCAGGCCUGGAAUAACAUCAGCUGGAGGGGCAUCGCCCGGAUUAACUCCACGGAGGUUCAGCUUGAUGUCUACUACCGUCCAGAGAACCUUUCCGUUUCAAUGGACCCGCCACAUGUUGCUGAAGGCAGCAGUGUGAAUCUGAGCUGCAGCUGUGCUGCUAACCCUGCAGCAGACAACUACACCUGGUACAAGGCUUCUGGUUCCAGUUUCAGCUCCCUGAUCCAGGUGGGCUCAGGACAGGUGCUGUCUCUCCCCUCUGUGGAGGCGUCCCACACCGGACUCUACCUGUGCCAGGCCAGGAACCCACUGGGGCAAAACAACUCGACUGCGGUGCUGCUCGCAUUGAAGGAAAAGGACCAUGGAAGCCUGUUCUUCCCUAUCUUAGCUGGAUUUGGAGUCUUGAUUUUUGUGACACUUCUUCUACUUCUUCUUUUGUUCUGGCUGAAACAGAGGACCCGGGCAGAGAAAAAGGUCCCCACAUCGUAUGAAGAUGAGGUCACGUACUCAACGGUGACCUUUAAACCCAGAAACCCCGGUCUUCCACAUCACACAAACAACAGCAGAGUGGCACCGGACUCCAGGUUCAAAACCGGAGAGGACGACGACUCUGUGAUCUACGCUUCAGUGGCUGAAUCCAGCUGAGACGGAUUGAAACCUUUCACUCUUUUUUUGAGUGCAGCUUCAUCAUCAU
This is a messenger RNA of Etheostoma cragini (Arkansas darter), 3626 nucleotides long. Its product is annotated as B-cell receptor CD22. Bases 182 to 3577 code for a protein of 1131 amino acids. NCBI's taxonomy places the organism in Eukaryota, Metazoa, Chordata, Actinopteri, Perciformes, Percidae. The record is from RefSeq and is a predicted model, not a curated record. The transcript is spliced from 27 exons.